This is a messenger RNA of Cercocebus atys (sooty mangabey), 2349 nucleotides long. RefSeq names its product transmembrane channel-like 7 (gene TMC7). The record is from RefSeq and is a predicted model, not a curated record. Bases 125 to 2221 code for a protein of 698 amino acids. NCBI's taxonomy places the organism in Eukaryota, Metazoa, Chordata, Mammalia, Primates, Cercopithecidae. The transcript is spliced from 16 exons. Gene Ontology annotation, molecular function: mechanosensitive monoatomic ion channel activity. Gene Ontology annotation, cellular component: plasma membrane.
CCGGCCUCUGUGAUGUCAGCGCCGGAACCUGGAAUCCCGGCUCCGCGAGGGAAGGCUGGGGAGGCGGCGGCGACCGCGGGUGGAGAGCGUCCGCGGCAGCCUCUGAGGAGCGCGGGGCGCAGCCAUGAGCGAGUCCAGCGCCAGUGCGCUCCAGCUCGGCAGGCCCAGCCGGCAGCCCGCGGUCCAUCCAGAGAACCUCUCUCUAGAUGCCAGUUGCUUCUCCUCUCCACCUGUGAACUUCCUCCAAGAAUUGCCAAGCUACCGGUCCAUUGCACGCAGGAGAACGACUGUCCAUUCCCGGGACAAGCAAAGCGGCACUUUGCUAAAGUCAACUGACUCUUACAGCUCCCAGCUGGAGGACAGAAUCGCUGAAAACCUCAGCAGCCAAUCUCUUCGAAAUUAUGCACUGAACAUCUCUGAGAAGCGGAGACUAAGGGACAUUCAGGAGACACAAAUGAAGUAUCUCUCCGAGUGGGACCAGUGGAAGCGGUACAGCAGCAAGUCUUGGAAGAGGUUCCUGGAGAAGGCUCGAGAGAUGACGACCCACCUGGAGCUGUGGCGGGAGGACAUUCGCAGCAUAGAAGGGAAAUUUGGCACUGGGAUUCAGUCCUAUUUCUCCUUCUUGAGAUUCCUGGUGUUACUGAAUUUGGUGAUAUUUCUGAUCAUCUUUAUGCUGGUUUUGCUCCCAAUCUUACUCACGAAAUACAAGAUCACCAACAGCAGCUUCGUGCUCAUUCCUUUCAAAGACACGGAUAUACAAUGUACAGUCUAUCCAGUAAGCAGUUCUGGACUCAUUUACUUUUACAGUUAUAUCAUAGACUUGCUUUCUGGCACUGGUUUCCUGGAGGAGACUAGCCUCUUUUACGGACAUUACACCAUUGAUGGGGUGAAAUUUCAGAACUUCACCUAUGAUCUGCCCCUGGCGUAUUUGAUAAGCACAAUCGCCUACCUGGCCCUGAGCCUUCUUUGGAUAGUGAAAAGGUCGGUGGAAGGAUUCAAAAUCAACCUGAUUCGGAGUGAGGAGCACUUUCAGAGUUACUGCAACAAGAUCUUUGCCGGCUGGGACUUCUGCAUCACUAACCGCAGCAUGGCGGAUCUGAAGCACAGCAGCUUGCGGUACGAGCUCCGAGCAGAUCUGGAGGAAGAAAGAAUACGGCAGAAAAUAGCAGAAAGGACCUCAGAAGAAACAAUACGCAUUUACUCUUUGAGACUGUUUUUGAACUGUAUUGUUCUGGCUGUUUUAGGGGCAUGCUUUUAUGCAAUAUAUGUAGCAACUGUCUUCUCUCAAGAGCACAUGAAAAAGGAAAUCGACAAGAUGGUUUUUGGAGAGAACCUCUUGAUAUUGUAUCUACCGUCUAUUGUGAUCACGCUGGCCAAUUUUAUCACCCCAAUGAUCUUUGCCAAGAUCAUCCGCUAUGAGGAUUAUUCCCCAGGCUUUGAGAUCCGGCUGACAAUCCUUAGACACGUGCGACCUCUGCGGCUACAACCAAGAAAACUCUACCCGUGCUGGGAGACCCAAGUUGGGCAGGAAAUGUACAAGCUGAUGAUCUUCGACUUCAUCAUCAUCUUGGCUGUGACACUCUUCGUGGAUUUUCCUAGAAAGCUCCUGGUGACCUACUGUUCCUCUUGGAAGCUGAUUCAGUGCUGGGGGCAGCAGGAGUUUGCCAUUCCUGAUAACGUCCUGGGGAUAGUUUAUGGGCAAACCAUCUGCUGGAUCGGAGCCUUUUUCUCACCCCUUCUCCCUGCAAUUGCAACCUUGAAAUUCAUUAUCAUCUUCUAUGUGAAAGAGUGGAGUCUGCUUUAUACCUGCAGACCCUCCCCCAGGCCGUUCAGAGCAUCCAAUUCUAAUUUCUUCUUCCUGUUGGUGUUGUUGAUCGGGCUGUGUUUGGCAAUCAUACCUCUGACAAUCAGCAUAUCACGCAUCCCUUCCUCGAAAGCCUGUGGGCCGUUCACCAACUUCAACACCACCUGGGAGGUCAUCCCCAAGACGGUGAGCACCUUCCCCAGCUCGCUGCAGUCCUUCAUCCACGGCGUCACUUCCGAAGCCUUUGCAGUUCCUUUCUUCAUGAUUAUUUGCCUCAUCAUGUUUUACUUCAUUGCCUUAGCUGGAGCACACAAACGGGUGGUCAUCCAGCUCCGAGAGCAGCUAUCCCUGGAAAGUCGUGACAAGCGCUACCUAAUCCAGAAACUAACAGAAGCCCAAAGGGACACGAGGAACUAACUAGACUGAGCGUGAAGAUGGCGCUGCCUGUUGCUUCUAAGCUGACCUAGUGAUUCUGCUGAGCCUACAGAGUCUACCUGGGUUUUGAGUGGACAUUUAAAAAUAUAUUUUUCUGGAGUUUAGGCUUU